UUGGGGGUGUUGUUCAGUAGGUCAGUGUCUUGUGGACGGAGAGGACAGUCCGGCGUCUCCAGAGCUUGAUUGGGAUCUCAGACGAACAGAAGGAUGCGUGUGUUUCUGCUGUUUCUGCCUCUGCUGGGGCUCCUGGAUGCUGGACCUCUGCCGGAUGAGCCCGUCCUGCAGACACAGGAGAACUUCAACGUCAAUCGGUUCAUGGGGAAAUGGUAUGAUAUUGCGGUGGCGUCCACAUGUCCUUGGAUGAAGCGUCAUAAAGGAGACGCGGCCAUUGGUUCUCUGGAGCUGCAGUCCAGCGGAUCACCACAAACCCUCAGCAUGACCCGCAUCGGCCUCAGACGUGGGACCUGUAAGUCCAUCAGUGGAGAAUAUCAACUGACCAAAACGCCUGGAAGAUUCUACUACCACAGUGCCAAGUGGAACUCUGAUGUGGACGCCUACGUGGUGCACACUAACUAUAAUGAGUACGCUCUGGUGGUGAUGUUAAAGCAAAAACCAGGUGGUGAAAAAUCAACAUCUGUCAAACUCUACGGUCGUACUAUGGAACUGCGGCCCACGCUCAUUGAAGACUUCAAGACUCUGGUGGCAGAACAAGGAAUGAGUGAAGACACUAUUAUAAUCAAAAAGAACAAAGGUGAAUGUGUUCCAGGUGAAGAGACCACACAAGAGCCACAGAUCCAGCGGGCGAGGAGGAAUGUGGUUGUGCCGCCUGCUGAGGAAGGAUCGGGUGACGACAUGCCUAUGUUCAGAGGACCUGAUGCGUGUAAGUCGGAGCCAGAUUCGGGUCCAUGUUUUGGGAUGUUAGCACGCUUUCAUUAUAACUCGUCCAUCAUGAGCUGUCAGACGUUCACCUUUGGAGGCUGCAUGGGCAACCAGAACAACUUCCCCACUGAGAAAGACUGUCUGCAGAGCUGCCGCACUGAGGCUGCCUGUAGGCUGCCUAUGGACGCCGGCCCCUGUAAAGAGUUCGUAGACCUGUGGGCCUUUGAUCCGUCCGCUGAAAAGUGCGUGUCCCUCAAGUAUGGAGGCUGUAAGGGCAAUGGUAACAGGUUUUACAGCAAGAAGGAGUGUGAUGAGUACUGCGGGGCCAUGAUGAGGACCGGAGACGACGAGUUUCUUUCUGUGAACUGAGAAGCUUGUGGAGCAUUUACUUCAGUUUAAACAAAAGUGUAACGUGGAUCCAUUUGCAUAAGUCAUUUAAUUCAGUCCACAAUAAAUAGAGACCUGA
Molecule: messenger RNA, 1231 nt
Organism: Danio aesculapii
Lineage: Eukaryota; Metazoa; Chordata; Actinopteri; Cypriniformes; Danionidae
Gene: ambp
Product: alpha-1-microglobulin/bikunin precursor
Exons: 10
Coding region: 94-1134 (346 amino acids)
Cellular component (GO): cell surface; plasma membrane
Molecular function (GO): serine-type endopeptidase inhibitor activity
Source: RefSeq, a predicted model, not a curated record